AUGUCCAGAUUACGUCCAGAUUACGUCCAGAUCGCCCCAUUGGCCAGAUUACGUCCAGAUCGCCCCAUUGGCCAGAUUACGUCCAGAUCGCCCCAUUGGCCAGAUUACGUCCAGAUCCAGACAAGCGAGAGGCCUCUGUCUUGGUCCUGCAGCUAUCACGUUGUAUCCGUCUUGGUCCUGCAGCUAUCACGUUGUAUCUGUCUUGGUCCUGCAGCUAUCACGUUGUAUCUGUCUUGGUCCUGCAGCUAUCACGUUGUAUCUGUCUUGGUCCUGCAGCUAUCACGUUGUAUCCGUCUUGGUCCUGCAGCUAUCACGUUGUAUCCGUCUUGGUCCUGCAGCUAUCAGGUUGUAUCUGUCUUGGUCCUGCAGCUAUCACGUUGUAUCUGUCUUGGUCCUGCAGCUAUCACGUUGUAUCUGUCUUGGUCCUGCAGCUAUCACGUUGUAUCUGUCUUGGUCCUGCAGCUAUCACGUUGUAUCUGUCUUGGUCCUGCAGCUAUCACGUUGUAUCUGUCUUGGUCCUGCAGCUAUCACGUUGUAUCUGUCUUGGUCCUGCAGCUAUCACGUUGUAUCUGUCUUGGUCCUGCAGCUAUCAGGUUGUAUCUGUCUUGGUCCUGCAGCUAUCACGUUGUAUCCGUCUUGGUCCUGCAGCUAUCACGUUGUAUCCGUCUUGGUCCUGCAGCUAUCAGGUUGUAUCUGUCUUGGUCCUGCAGCUAUCACGUUGUAUCUGUCUUGGUCCUGCAGCUAUCACGUUGUAUCUGUCUUGGUCCUGCAGCUAUCACGUUGUAUCUGUCUUGGUCCUGCAGCUAUCACGUUGUAUCUGUCUUGGUCCUGCAGCUAUCACGUUGUAUCUGUCUUGGUCCUGCAGCUAUCACGUUGUAUCUGUCUUGGUCCUGCAGCUAUCACGUUGUAUCUGUCUUGGUCCUGCAGCUAUCACGUUGUAUCUGUCUUGGUCCUGCAGCUAUCACGUUGUAUCAGAGUGAGUCUGUCUUGGUCCUGCAGCUAUCACGUUGUAUCAGAGUGAGUCUGUCUUGGUCCUGCAGCUAUCACGUUGUAUCAGAGUGAGUCUGUCUUGGU
Oncorhynchus nerka (sockeye salmon) is the source of this 1074-nucleotide messenger RNA. RefSeq lists its product as uncharacterized. The coding region runs from base 1 to 1062 and encodes 353 amino acids. Lineage: Eukaryota; Metazoa; Chordata; Actinopteri; Salmoniformes; Salmonidae. The transcript has 3 exons. The record is from RefSeq and is a predicted model, not a curated record.